Messenger RNA from Melitaea cinxia (Glanville fritillary), 4578 nucleotides. RefSeq names its product collagen alpha-1(I) chain (gene lgs). NCBI's taxonomy places the organism in Eukaryota, Metazoa, Arthropoda, Insecta, Lepidoptera, Nymphalidae. The coding region runs from base 48 to 4196 and encodes 1382 amino acids. The record is from RefSeq and is a predicted model, not a curated record. The transcript is spliced from 20 exons.
CAUGUACGUUUAUUCGCUAUUUGUGGAUUCUGGAUCUCGUCUCGUCGAUGUACCAUAAACAAAAAUUCAAGUUGGCGAAGGCACGUAGGGGAAUGAUCAAGGAGAAGGAGAAGGGCGGGGGUGCCCGCCUUAAAGAUGAGCCCAAUGAUCCGGCCGAACCUGGGCACGGAUCUCGGCCGCCUUCCGCGUCGCUACCAACACCAGCGGCGCUAAAAAAGGAACCAGACGAACCCGCUCAUAGAGUUAAAAUGGAACCUCACCAGGGCGAGGACUCCAGUGCAGAUAUGGGUGUCGACGGUAUUAAGACUGAAAUCGAUGGCCUCAUGGACAGUGACGGUGAUCCAACAAAAUCUCCACAAUGUGAACUCGGAGGGCCUGGAUCUCUGAAAUCAGAACGGCUUUCAUCAGAUUCGAAUGAUAUCAUUGAUCCUCAAACUGGUCUUAGAGGCUCAACUGGAAAUAUACAAGAUGGUAAUCAAAACUGUCGUAAUCCAAAUGGUCCAGAGAACAUGGGAUCAUGUCGUAUGGGUAAUUCUGGAUCCAUGGGACCGGGAGUCUCUAUGGGGCCUAUGUCCAGCGAGGCCCAGUCCUUGCCAUCAAAUGUCAUCAGUAAACAGUCUGGAAGUAUGGAGCAGCAGAGUCAAAUCUUCGUUUUUUCAACGCUACUUGCAAAUAAGGGUGCUGAAGCCGUCAUAUCAGGUCAACACCACUCCAUCAUAGCAUACCACUGCGCUCAACCUGGUACUAAGAAAUACCUCGAGAAACAUCCACUAAAAAUGGGUCAAUUUAAUAAACAAAAUCCCGCCCAGUGGCUUAACAAUCUUGCGAUGGCUAAAAAUCGAGGUGGUAUGCGCGGUGGUCCGAAUAUGAUGGGUGGACCAAAUCAGAUGGGUCACAUGAUGGGUGGGCCUAUGGGGCCAAAUAUGGGUCCGAUGGGGCACGGCGGGAUGGGGCACAUGGGACCUAAUAUGAUGGGACCUAAUCGUAUGAGUGGUCCCGGUAAUCAAAUGAUGAUGAUGAAAGGUGGACCUGGUCAAAUGGGGCAGAUGGGGCCGGGCAUGGGACCGAUGGAUGGGUUUCCAGGGGGCACCCCGUCCUGUGGUGUCAUGGACGGCCUCGGUGCUGAUGGUGAAAUGCCCUGGGACACCAAAAACUCCUCCGUAAUGUCAAACGGUAUGGCUAACGGUCCUACACAAAUGCCGCCUUGUUCUGAAGCAGGAGCUGACAACAAUUCGGGUGAUAAUAACCUUUCGUGUCAGCCUGGCCCUAAAGGUGUUAAGAUACCUGACGAGAAUCUUACGCCCCAGCAACGCGCUCACCGAGAAGAACAACUCGCUACAAUACGCAAAAUGCAACAGAUUUUGUUCCCAGAGAGCGGUAGCAACCCAAACCAGCAAAAUGAUGGUUCUCAGCCACCCUCAGACAUUAAUCCUCCAAAUUCAACAGCUAACAUGAAUAUGCCUUAUCCUCCAAUGUCUGCCCAUGGACCAAUGGGCUCCGGGCCUAAUGGUCCUAUGGUGUCUAUGCCCAGUAGUAUGAACAGUGGUCCUAAUUGUACAAUGUCUGGACCUAUGGGUCCAAAUGGCCCUAUGGGACCAGGUGGGUCAAUGGGUCCAAACGGCCCUAUGGGUGGUCCAAUGGGUAAUAUGGGUGGACCUGGCAUGGGAAUGGGGGGACAUGGAUCCAUGGGGCCCAACGGGAUGAUGGGACCAAAUGGACCAAUGAUGCCCGGAAUGGGGCCUAACGGACCAAUGGGUCCGAAUGGGCCAAUGGGACCGAUGGGGCCGUGUGGGAUGAAGGGUAUUAGAGGUGCGUGUGGAGGACCGGAUAUGAAGUCUGGAAUGUGUACAGAUAUGCAUAUGGGAAGAGGAUGCGGUGGACCUAUGGGUCGUAUGCCAAAUCCCAUGGGUGGUAUGGGUGGUCCAAAACCUUGUAUGAUGGGUGGUCCACACAUGGGCCCUCGGAUGAUGCCCGGACCUAAUCUCAAUACAAUGAACGGUAUGUAUUUUUGUGGUAUAAUGAUGGAAGGUGGAAUGAUGGGAGGUAUGGUACCGCAUGGAGACUGUGGACCAGAUCAUCACAUGAAUGUCAACGGUCCCAUGUGUGACGACUAUGGUCGCGGCAGAAAUAUGGGUCCCGGUGAUCCCGGCGGGCUGGGUCCAGGUAUGGGGGGAAUGGCGGGGAUGGCGGGCCACAAGUCGGCGCGUAGCCCCAAAUCACCGCCCGGCGACAUCGACUGGCAGAAAUUACACCAUCAGUUCUUUGAUGAAAAGAACAUGGACAGUGAACUUGGUACGCAAGUAAAAUCUCCAUGUUCAGAACGUGGUGGUUGUUUACCGCCUCCGCCUUAUGGUGCGUCACCUUUACACCGUUCCGCCUCUGUGCCUAUAGCCACCCAGUCCCCGUCGCAAGGCGCCGUGAUGCCGAUGUCGGCGGAGGCGUCCCGCGCUGGCUCCGCCUUAAGCAGCCCGGCGCAUUGCAAGCAAAAAUCAGACGCGCCAGAGAUAUUAGAGAAAUUAGACGACGGUGUGUUCGUCCGUACGCUCCAAUGUUUGGCGGCGCAGCAACAGAAGAAUCAACAGGGAGGCUCGCACUCGAAGGAACCGAGUUUGAUGCCUGUGCCGUCCCCGCAACAAAUAUCUUAUCUCAACCAGUUCGAAGGUCAAGAGUUGACGAUACAGAAACAGCCCAACACUUCCUUGAAGGACAACGGACCGCCUUCAAACAGUGGCGGACAAACAUCCCAGUCUAAUUCAAAUCAAAAAUCACCUGCUGGAAUGAUGCCAGGAACACCAGAGCCACACUCAUCAUUGUCCGAACAGCGUGCAGGACGUUUCUCUAUGGAACAAAGUCCCGGUUUUAACAACCCUCAGACACCCACAUCGGCUGCGUCUAGCACUAAAUGUGGUCAGGAUGAGAAAUCUCGGCCGAGUCCUUCAUCAAAUAGGUCCACUCAAGACAGCGCAUCGAAGACACCUCAAAGGGAAGGUCGAGAGGGGCGUGAAGGGUCUUCGCUCAGCCAAGGGCCCUACGCUCCGUCCUCGACUGCUAAGAGUAGUUGCAGUGUCGUCUCAGCACCUUCACACUCAGAUGACACCAUGGCGUCUAACACUGAGACAACGUUGUCAGGUGGUCCUAACAGUACGAGUUUACCUGGUCCGUUCCCCGGUCCAUGCAGUAUGAACAGGCCAGACAACAUUCCCAUCAAUCCAAACCAGGGCCCGAACGGCCCCAUGGGUACUUCCACGUCAUCCUUCGACCCCAUCUCGUCGCUAGCUCAGAUGUCACAGCAACUGACGAACACGGUGGGCGGCGGGGGGCCGGGGCCGGGGGGUCCCAUGGGGCCGAACGGCGGCGGGAUGGGGCCUUUCAGCUCAGGACCACAUCACAUGCAACAUCACCACUCUAUGCACCCGCAUGGACAUCCCCACAUGAUGAUGAAUGAUUUAGGUUGUCACAUGGAUAAUAUGGGAGGUCCGGGUAUGGGCGGACCGAUGGAAGGAAUGAUGAGCGGCGGCGAUUUUCCGUCGGACAUGAAUUUGAGUCCGAAAAUGGGCGGGGGACCGAUGGGUGGGCCGAUGGGUCCAAUGGGACCCGACGCAUCCAUGAUGGGGCCCCGAAUGGGAGGCGCAGGGAAGAUGCCCCCCUUCAACGGUGCCAACGUUCAAGUGAAAGCCAGCGCACCCAAUACUAUACAGUAUUUACCUACGAGGCCGCAAAUGCCUUGCAACACUGGACCCCGGGGACCACCAAGUUUAGACUUCCUCCAGCGAGUUACGAACCCAAUGCAGAUGGAUAACAAGGGUGUGCAAUAUUUCCCCGCGCGCGGAAUGGACAUGGAGGGCAACAUGCGCGGUGUGAUGCGCGCUCCCGGAAUGCUUCGUAUGCCGCACUAUCCCGCAGGAUUCAAUUCUCCUCCCAAGAUGGCCGGGGACCCGUUCGUAUCCAACCCGAUGUGCGGGCCCAACUUCCGGGUAAAAGGUGGCAUGGGUGGGAACGUUCGAAUGGGCGCUGCGCAGGCGUUGCCGCCGUCGAUGGGCGGGCCCCCCGGCUUCAAGGGGCAGGGCUUUGCAGUGCCGUCCACCGCUGACCCCAACUACGCGGCGCAGUUCCACAACUUCCAACAGCAACUGUACGCGACUGGCAGCCGAGCCGCCCCCCACCCCGGCUACCCGCCCUACCAGCCCCCCAAGUGAUGACCGACCCGCCGCGUGCGGCCCGCCUGUUAAUACGACGCUCCCGACGAGCCGACUGUACUUAAUGUAUUACGAUACGCCAGUGAACGAGAGAUCAAAUUGUUUAGUGUCCUUAAUUAGUCCGUGUUAUUGUGAGAUUUGUUUGAUACGGGAGAUCGAAUUUUUCUAAUUUCGUUAGGUGUAUUGGUAUACCGAUAUCGCUUCUGUUCGACGAUAUAUAUUUCGUGAAUGAAUACGAGUUUUAUUUUAACGUAUGCGGAAGUUUGUACAAAUUGUACAAAUUUAGAUGUGUUAUCGUGUAGUCUACAUAAUUUAAAGUACAUUUUUAGAAAUAUAUUUGCGUAUGGCAAUAAUAAAUUUUAUAUUUUUUUAUGUAAUCAGA